Molecule: messenger RNA, 1804 nt
Organism: Gallus gallus (chicken)
Lineage: Eukaryota; Metazoa; Chordata; Aves; Galliformes; Phasianidae
Gene: SLC35A1
Product: solute carrier family 35 member A1
Exons: 8
Coding region: 210-1169 (319 amino acids)
Biological process (GO): pyrimidine nucleotide-sugar transmembrane transport
Cellular component (GO): Golgi membrane
Molecular function (GO): pyrimidine nucleotide-sugar transmembrane transporter activity
Source: RefSeq, a predicted model, not a curated record
GAGGAGGGGCACGGGAGGGCCGGGCGCUCUCGGGCGGGCGGCACGGCUCCGCUCGGCGCUUUCCCCGCGUCCGGGAGAGAGGCAGCGGCCUCGCCCGAGCCUCGGGGUUCGGCUGAGGGACGGCCCGGCCGGCCGUGUGGGAGCGUUCUGCCGGAGCACCCUGCUGAGAAAAUGUCAGCCUGCUGUUCAAGCUGUACUGCCUCACAGUGAUGACCCUGGUUGCUGCCACAUACACCGUGGCACUGCGGUACACCAGGACGGUGGGCGCAGAGCUCUACUUUUCAACUACAGCUGUGUGCAUCACUGAAGUCAUCAAGCUGUUCCUCAGCGUGGGCAUCUUGGCUAGAGAAUCGGGAAGUCUGGCAAGGUUAAUAACAUCUUUAAAAGAAAAUGUCUUUGGAAGUCCCAAGGAAUUGCUAAAAUUAAGUGUUCCAUCUUUGGUGUACGCUGUCCAAAACAAUAUGGCUUUUGUGGCUCUUAGCAACUUGGAUGCAGCAGUCUACCAGGUGACGUACCAGUUAAAGAUCCCCUGCACGGCGUUAUGUACAGUCCUCAUGCUGAACCGCACCCUCAGCAAACUGCAGUGGUUCUCUGUCUUCAUGCUGUGUGGCGGCGUUAUACUUGUUCAGUGGAAGCCUGCUCAGGCUACCAAAGUGCAGGUGGAGCAGAAUCCAUGGCUAGGGUUUGGGGCCAUAACUAUUGCUGUACUCUGUUCGGGAUUUGCAGGAGUUUAUUUUGAGAAGGUAUUGAAGAGUUCAGAUACCUCCUUGUGGGUGAGGAAUAUUCAGAUGUACUUAUCGGGGAUCGUGGUGACUUUGGUUGGCGUGUACAUGUCAGAUGGAGCCCAGGUUCUCGAGAAGGGGUUUUUCUAUGGCUAUACCUGCUUUGUCUGGCUUGUCAUCUUUCUUGCCAGUGUGGGUGGCCUCUACACUUCGGUUGUUGUGAAGUACACAGAUAACAUAAUGAAAGGCUUUUCUGCAGCAGCAGCCAUUGUUCUUUCUACUGUGGCCUCAGUCGUCCUCUUUGGUCUCCAGAUAACGGUUACCUUUACCCUGGGUGCUAUCCUGGUGUGCGUUUCUAUUUACUUCUAUGGAUUACCCCGCCAAGACACCACAAAAAUCCAGCCCUCAGAGACUAAAAGUUCAAAAGAGAGACUUGUUGCUGUGUAAUGGCCUUGAAAAUGGACAGGCAAGAAAAAAAAAAGAGGACUUUAAAAACAUACAAACUGAAUUUUUUCAAUUAGCCUUAAGCUAUUUUCGAAAUGGUUUAAGGGGGAUAGAUUAAAAGCGGAAGUUCUUUCUUUCUGACACGUGAAGUUGGUGCCGAGGCUUCGUUACUGCUGGGAGCUGCACGGGGGUUUGAUUGAAGGCAUUCUUCAUUCGUGCUGGACAAUGAAGAGUUCCAUUUGCAAGGAAAGCAGAAUGAAGGAACUGAACGCUCAAUUGUAUAUAAUGUACAUAAUGGAGGAAAAUUGGUUCUUACAGUGUAUUUGAUGAACUUUCUUUACCCUGUGAGGGAAAAAAUGCCCUAAAGCUUCAAAAAAAAAAAAAAACCUAUUAAAAAGAGCAAUUACUGCCAGCAUUUUUUCUUAAACCAUUUGGCAGCUGCAGUGUGAUUAGUCACAGGAGAGGUUUCUCUUCUGGAUAAUAUGUAUCAUACGAACAAAGUACUUCACUGGUGUUCUUAGGAUGAUUUGUAAUGCUGUUUUCUUUUAUGCAGUUGACUACGAGGUGUCAGACUAGAAGAUAAUCUGUGCACUUUUUCUCUAAAUUCUUUUUGCAUAACAAAGUGGUGCUUGAAAACA